AUGAAGGAGGCACUAUUGAUGAAAGUAAUUUGUUCUUUUUUAACUUUGAGCCUUUGCGGAGGAUCGAUGGUAAGGCCAAAAGAAUAUAGAAAACUUGUAAGAUCCGGUUCGGAAUUUGUACCGAACGAAAAUAAAAUUAUGUCCGCCGGUGGAGAACCAACGUGCGAAGAAUUAAGAGCCAUGUGGAGAUUUUCCAGAAGGCAAUCGAGAGCGGCUGAAAUAACAAACGAAAUCCCAACGUAUCGAGAUCCCUUUGCUUACAACGUAUGGGAACAAUAUCCGAAAGUUCGAAGCGUUUUGGGUAUGUUUCGCACACCCGUGAGACCAUGGUCGAGACCCAUUUACGGAAGAAUAGUACAACACGCUCCGAGCAAUCAUCCACGUGUUAUACCACCCGAAAGCAGAGCUUAUGAUGAAGUAUUGAAAUACGUAGACAAUACAAAACCCGAAGAAGAACCCAGGAGGAGACCUUCGACUCCGACUUAUCGUUUAUCCGGAGGUCAAGUACCCCCGAACAGAUUGUCAAGAACUGGAAGUUUUCAACAUUUGAAAGAGCUUAUAUGGGCAGAGAGAGCCAAAGAAUUACAUCAGCAAAGAAUGCUCGAAGAAGCGGCUGCUAAAUCCGCUGCUGAAAAAAAUAUACAACAUUUUAACGACAACAGCAAAAGUUCAAAUUCAAAUUAUAAAUAUAACAUGGAUCAGGAAGCAAAAGCUACAAGAUUAAGAUUAUUAAAUGGAGAAAUGGAUUUAGAAUCUGCAUUCGCACCUGAUACCUACAGGAAAUCAUAUCGUCCGAGAUUGGUGCCAAAUUCAGAAUACAUAAACGAAGAUGGAAUGUGGUGA
Molecule: messenger RNA, 843 nt
Organism: Pediculus humanus corporis (human body louse)
Lineage: Eukaryota; Metazoa; Arthropoda; Insecta; Psocodea; Pediculidae
Exons: 2
Coding region: 1-843 (280 amino acids)
Source: RefSeq, a predicted model, not a curated record